CUCUCUCUCUCUCUCUCACACACAAACUCUUUCUUUCUCUCUCUCUCUCUCUGCAACUUCAAGCUCGUUAAUGGCGUCUCAGAUCUGAACAGUUCAAUCGCACCACACUACUUCACUCUACUCAUCACAAAACGACACCGUUUUACCUAGAUUUCGCUGUUGUUUUUCAUUAUGAAGAGAAUGGUGUGUUCGUUCCCUGAGGAAGUGCUGGAGCACGUGUUUUCGUUCAUUCAGGUCGACACUGACCGGAACGCAAUCUCGCUGGUGUGCAAGUCGUGGUACGAGAUCGAACGGUGGUGCAGGAGGAAAGUCUUCGUCGGGAACUGCUACGCGGUCAGCCCGAUGAUUGUCAUCAAGCGCUUCCCGGAGGUGAGAUCCAUCGCGCUCAAAGGGAAGCCGCACUUCGCGGACUUCAAUUUGGUUCCGGAAGGUUGGGGCGGUUACGUGUGCACGUGGAUCGCAGCCAUGUCACGUGCUUUUCCUUGGCUUGAGGAGAUCAGGCUCAAGAGGAUGGUCAUCAGCGACGAGAGCUUGGAGCUCAUCGCUAAAUCCUUCAAGAACUUCAAGGUGCUGGUUCUUACCUCGUGUGAGGGUUUCACUACUGAUGGACUUGCUGCCAUUGCUGCCAAUUGCAGGAAUUUGAGGGAGUUGGACUUGCAGGAAAGUGAGGUGGAGGACCUUAGUGGGCAUUGGCUAAGCCAUUUCCCUGAUUCCUACACAUCAUUAGUUUCACUUAACAUCUCUUGUUUAAGCAAUGAGGUGAGUUUGUCUGCACUAGAGCGCCUGCUUGGUAGGUGUCCCAACAUGAAGACCCUUCGCCUCAAUCGUGCUGUGCCGCUUGACAGAUUACCCAACCUACUUCGCCAGUGUCCUCAGCUGGUUGAGUUAGGGACAGGAGUCUACUCAGCUGAGAUGAGACCAGAUGUGUUCUCAAACCUGGCAGCAGCAUUUUCUGGGUGCAAGCAAUUGAAGAGCUUGUCUGGCUUUUGGGACGUGCUCCCAUCCUACCUUCCAGCUGUUUACCCUGUCUGCUCUGGGCUAACAUCACUAAACUUGAGUUAUGCUACUGUCCAAAGCUCUGAUCUUGUCAAGCUUAUCAGUCAAUGCCCAAGUUUGCAGCGGUUAUGGGUGCUGGAUUUCAUAGAAGAUGCUGGUCUUGAUGUCCUUGCUGCUUCAUGCAAGGAUCUUAGGGAGCUGAGGGUGUUUCCAUCUGAUCCAUUUGGUUUCGAACCAAACGUUGCAUUGACAGAAAGGGGCCUAGUCUCUGUAUCUGAAGGCUGCCCCAAGCUCCAAUCAGUUUUAUAUUUUUGUCGUCAAAUGUCGAAUGCAGCCCUGCAUACAAUUGCGCGGAACAGACCUAAUUUUACUUGUUUUCGCUUGUGUAUCAUCGAGCCUCAAGCUCCUGACUAUCUUACCCUUCAACCAUUGGAUUCAGGUUUUGGAGCAAUUGUAGAGCACUGCAAGGGUCUUCAGCGCUUAUCGCUAUCUGGUCUUCUUACUGAUCGUGUUUUUGAGUACAUUGGGACUUAUGGUAAGAAGUUGGAGAUGCUAUCUCUGGCAUUUGCUGGAGAUAGUGAUUUAGGACUACAUCACGUUCUAUCAGGGUGUGAUAAUCUUAAGAAGCUAGAGAUCAGAGACUGCCCCUUUGGUGACAAGGCCCUCUUGGCAAAUGCUGCAAAGCUGGAGACAAUGCGAUCCCUUUGGAUGUCCUCUUGUUCAGUUAGUUACGGAGCGUGUAAGCUGCUAGGUCUGAAAAUGCCCAAACUUAAUGUUGAGGUUAUUGAUGAAAGAGGACCUCCAGAUUCAAGGCCAGAUAGUUGUCCUGUUGAGAAGCUUUAUAUAUACAGGACUAUUGCUGGUCCAAGGAUGGACAUGCCUGGUUUUGUAUAUAGAAUGGAAGACGAUGAUUCUGCUCUAAGGCUUGAGUGAUCAUACCGUUAUAAAUCUCCGGUGGAAAAUUCUUAAUCCCAGGUACAGGGUCAGUAUGGAAUUCUUUAAUGAGUUUCAUGUUUCCUGGCUUUAUGUAGUUGUAGUUAUGGUUUGUGGUUGAGCUAGGUACAUGGGGAAGUUCAAAGAAGACUUGAGCUCUAUUGCCAUUGAUCAUCUUACAAUUUGGCUGAGCCACGUGAUGCCAGUUUACUGAAAUAAAGAGACUGAAACUAUGUUGUUGUAUGUGCAUUAGAUAAGAUACAAUUGUCAUAUUAUUCUUCUUCUGACUUUAUAAUAUUUGGGGACUUCAAUUAAUGCUUCAUGUUAGCUCUGUCACGCGUAGCAGGAUCUUGGAUACUUUGCUAGCGUUCCCAAUGAAUAAUAUUCAUAUUCUAUUGUAGUAACCUUGUGACGCAUUUAUGUCAUUGCACCUUGCUUUCUGUUGUAUUUAAAUUGAAACGAGCCAUCGAGUUCCAAAGCGUGUAAUGUAAUCAAGGGAAUGGUUGAGGUAUUUUAAUUUGCUUU
Lotus japonicus is the source of this 2454-nucleotide messenger RNA. Its product is annotated as protein TRANSPORT INHIBITOR RESPONSE 1-like. Gene Ontology annotation, biological process: SCF-dependent proteasomal ubiquitin-dependent protein catabolic process. The transcript has 3 exons. Gene Ontology annotation, molecular function: protein binding. The coding region runs from base 172 to 1929 and encodes 585 amino acids. Lineage: Eukaryota; Viridiplantae; Streptophyta; Magnoliopsida; Fabales; Fabaceae. Gene Ontology annotation, cellular component: SCF ubiquitin ligase complex. The record is from RefSeq and is a predicted model, not a curated record.